GAGGUGAGAUACAUCUCUAGAGGGUUCAGAAAAUUACAAAGACUGGAAGAGAAUCAAAGCAUUUUAAGAACCAUACCGGUUCAGGGCCAACAAACAGGUAUACUUCCCUUUAUCUAGCACAUGACACAGCACUGAACAUGUGGACUUUGUUACUUGUAUUUGCUACUGGAUCACCAGCUCUACUUCAGGCUGCACCUGUUCAGGGUUCCAGUGGCAGAUGCAGCGUUGCCGGUGUUUUCCUUGUUGAGGGAACCAGCCGUUACUCUCUUACUUUCCAACAAGCUUUGGAAUUGUGUCAGAGUUUUGAUUACAAACUCGCAACACAGGAACAGGUCAAUGACGCUUAUAAAAAAGGCUUGAGAACAUGCAGAUUUGGCUGGCUAGAUGGACAAAAUGUCAUGUUCCUCCCACACGUUAAUGGUCCAAACUGUGACUCCAGUUCCACCGAGAUCACCUUCCAUCCUGAAGCAGCAGGGUAUCUUUCUGAUGUCUACUGCUUUAACCCAUCAGAUGCAUCACUAAACUGUGAAGAUACUGGUAAAUCUAACUCUGAAGACUUAACCAAUGGAAACACAGCCACAGCAAAUGAAAAAUCACAUGAAGACAUUCUUACGGAGGUCGAGACUGAAGGCUUUCUAGUAGAUGUGGAGGAGAUAAUGGGAAGAGUAAAAAGAGAAACUUCUGUUCUGAAUGACAUGGAGGUCCCCGUGAAAUCCUCAACUGUGCAUGCCUUGGAGGAACCCUCUACAACGACACACAGUGAAGACAGCAAGGGCCCUACAAGCAAGCCCCGUUUUGUGAAGAGCUCAUCCCCUGUUACCUCCAGUGUUUUGUUCUCUGAUACAGAGGGCAGUGGAUCAGCAUCAGAUAAUGAGACAUUGUUUACAGAUCCUGAGCCUAGUCUAUUCACAAUAACAAUGACUGCCACAGAGGCAGCUGAGAGUACAUCCAUGCCAAAUGAAAUUAAGAAAACUCCAAUUGUUGUAAUCAAAGGUCGAAAAAUGGAAGCCAGUCUUGAAGGCACACAGAGUGGCCAAGAAAAGAAAGAUGGACCAUCUACUUUGCUGAUAAUCUUUGCAUUCUGUGUUGUUGUUGGAGUCAUAGUAUGCAUACUUGUUGCUAUUGCUACUAGAGACAAGUGGUACGGACCGAGACAGAGCGGAAACAUCACAAGUGAAGAGCACAACAAAGACUACAGUAAAUCAGAAACACUGCCUCUGUCAGAGAAAGAACAGGAGAUCGUGGCACUGAUGAGUGUUGAGAAGCUGAAGAAUGGUAAAAUGGAGGACAUUGCUGCCUGUCUGGAUGAGCGUGAGAAAGAGUAUUUAAUGUAAUGCUUUAAAUCCUGUGUAUUAACAGGUUCGAACUCUUUUGUACUUUUUAUUUGCACUAGUGAUGUUUUUUUUAAUGAUUUUUUAAUGCAAUUUCCUUCCGUUUUUGUUGCUUCAAAAUGCUUCGUAUUUCACAUUUCUUUUCUAAUAUAAAGUAUUUUUUUUCUCAGUAAUAAAUAAAGGCUUAUUAUCUCUUACUGAAUGAUGGUUAAUAAUGAUAUGGUGAGAAAACAUUUUUAUACUGGUUUUCAUCUGUUCGUAAGUACUAUGUACUGUGUGAGAUAUGAUGCAUUUUUGAAUGUUAGACAUUGCCCUUUAUAAGAAACCCUAUGCAGUUUGUAAUGCAAUGAAGCAAUUGUAAAUCAUUUCAUUUUUUAAAUUACCCAUAAAGAUGUAUUUUGUCAAGCUCUCAGAGCACAUUUAUGGUGGGAUGAGUCUUUCAAUAAAACAUGACAUUUGAACAAGG
Sinocyclocheilus anshuiensis is the source of this 1797-nucleotide messenger RNA. Its product is annotated as CD44 antigen-like. The transcript is spliced from 8 exons. The coding region runs from base 138 to 1334 and encodes 398 amino acids. Gene Ontology annotation, cellular component: basolateral plasma membrane; plasma membrane; macrophage migration inhibitory factor receptor complex. Gene Ontology annotation, molecular function: hyaluronic acid binding; cytokine receptor activity. Lineage: Eukaryota; Metazoa; Chordata; Actinopteri; Cypriniformes; Cyprinidae. Gene Ontology annotation, biological process: positive regulation of ERK1 and ERK2 cascade; cell adhesion; inflammatory response. The record is from RefSeq and is a predicted model, not a curated record.